Molecule: messenger RNA, 3380 nt
Organism: Linum trigynum
Lineage: Eukaryota; Viridiplantae; Streptophyta; Magnoliopsida; Malpighiales; Linaceae
Source: the annotation of a GenBank genome assembly
UAUUAGAAAGAAAGUUAUUGACAGCAAAAACAAUAUCUUCAUUUGCUAGUAACUAAGCUUUCAUGCAUGUAUUCUCUUAUUCGCUUUCGAUUAAUUUUUAUGAAGGUUGAAUGAAUUAUCAUUUUUCUUAUCGAAUUUUGAGCGUUACGGAAUGUCAUGGAAUUGGCACGUGAAUUGGUUUUCUGUUGUCUAACAUUCUGGUGAUUCUCAAUAGUUGGUCCAACGAAAGUGAAUGCGGGAAUCACUUCUCAUUACGUGACAACUCAUAGUCAUAUAUGCUUUUACCUUCUUCUUCUUUUUUCUCAUUGUUCUUUUGCGCAGCUUCACAAGGGAUGCACGUUUAGUGACAAACAUGGUCCUUUCUUCCAUAGUUCAACUAUUGAUUGACUGUCGAGUAGUGACAAACAUGGUCCUUUCUUCCAUAGUUCAACUAUUGAUUGACUGUCGAGUUUGGUUAUUGAAAUACUAUAAUUUGACGAUAUUGAUUAAGAUGUAAACAAACAAAAAAAAAAUAAAGGUAUUUUAGAAUACCUCAUUUUGGUGAAAUGUGGUCGUCGUCAUCAUCAUCACCAAUCACCAUUAUCAUUCAUCCAUUCAAGCAAACAAUCCCACACCAACGCUCGAACCCCAUACCUCAGGGAGUAAGGUCGGUCAAGGUUUCAUAACCAGCUCGGCGCCGGUGGCCUCAAAGUUUCCAAGUUUGAUUUUUACAUUGUUGGUGGUCGGAAACGUUCGACAGUGGGCGGGCCGCUCCUACUCCCUAUGUUUAUGGGCUUUCUCUCAUGGGCCUCAAAAUGUAAAACGAAAGGUAUACACCUCUUUAGGACUGGCAUGUUGCCUAUACAUAUACACACACAGUGAAUUGAGAAUUUGAGAUCACUUGGUGCCGUGUCGCAGGGGCUAUCUGCUCUCACCCUAAGUAGGUCAAAACUCACCGAAUUCGAAGGAAGGAAGCUGGCCGCUGAACAAACCACAUCAACCAUUUUCCCAACUUUCACUCAUCGAUCCCCUCUGGUUUGUUGCCACAUUUACACGUCACUCUUCCCCGCCCUUCAAUUCAUUGGAACUCUUCAACUUACAGUCUCACACCAUAUCAUCACACAUCCUUAUAGUCAUUGCCCUCGUUUUCAUAGUUUGGAAACUGAAUGACUUUGGGGCCAUUAAUAAAUUGACUAAAUUCGUAUUGAAUUAGUUUAUUAUAAAUGUGUCGUUCUCGGUUUGAAAAUAGUUAACAUGAAAGUAUGACGUCAAGUUAGCCUAAUUUAAAAACUGGUAGCAACAAAGAUCAUUCGAAUUCUUGUUUGAUAGAGAAAACAUGUUGUGUCUCGUAUCUUAUUGAAGUCCGACUCGUUACUUGAUUCACUUUCAAUAAUGUAUAAUCUUAAACUACCAUAUUCUCUUUCUUCCUCUUCACGAUAAUUGAUUAUCUUGUAUGCCACAUAUAUUUGUCUACAUAGUAUUCACUUUAUCAACUAACCUUGAACUAACAAUAAUUUUUUCAUGCACAAACUAACGCUCAGCCAAACACUCAAAUGAUUUAUGUUGUAUACACCACAAAUUUGUACCACAUAUUAAAACGAUACGUCAUUCUACCAGAUAUAUUUUCUUAAUUUGAAAUUGAAAGAAACGGGAUUUUUUUAUACACUCAAAAUUUAGGAUAUACCCACAAAAUUUAGGAUAUUUUUUUUAUACGUCAUUCUACCACAUAUUAAAACUGUUACUGAUAUAUAUUUAAACAUCACAGUAAAAAUAAAGAACAAAUAAAAUUGUCCAAAGACCGAUCUAAAAAGGGCUAAAAGCCCAAGUAUCCUUUUGCACAAAAAAGAAAAGCCCAACCAUCUUAAAAGGAAGCGGGUAAAGGCCCAAGGGCCAAAACGGAGAGAGGUAUCCAAUCUGUUGGCGUCUUGGCAACCAUUACCAACGAAGCAGCGCGCUGUCAAGAGAUUGGUGAGGGAAAAGAGGAAUAUUCAGACAGAAUAUUCUUUUCUAGUGGCAGAGCACUCUGUUUUUUCUUGAGGGGUUUCUCUUCCUUUCUCUUCUUCCCACAUGUCCAAAUCACAGCGCAGUAAUUCGCUCCCAGCACGAUUACCAUCCCCACCUUUUCCACCGAUCAUAUCAAUCAAUCAAUCCCACCUCCGAUUGACCUCUCUAGCCCCCUUCCUAAGUCGUGAAGCCGUCGCCGGAGCAGUAGAUUCUUUUGACGGACGGUAGAUCUCCGAAAGAGGAUUAAUCCACAAAGCGGUGACGAAGCUACCAGGAAGCUUCGCUGCUAUACAAAAGGACAAGACGGAGGACAGAUACGUCUGAAUUCUGAUUCGUUGCUUACAACACCAGCAACCGUGGUUGUGUUCUUCUUAUUUCCCUUCCCUCAACCUCCAUGCCUCAACCCCCGCCGACGAUCGCCAUUCCAUUCCCAUAGUCAACUCAAUUCGACUUCCUGCCCUUUUAAUCGCUUGAGAUUUUUAUUCAGAAGAUGCCGAUAAUGAUGCUCGCGGUGGCGGUUCACCAUAUGGGUUUGCUGUUCGGGACCCUAUGGGGGCUUCAGGAGCUCCGAUUCGCUGCAAUUUUUGAAGCAGUGCGCUCUGCCCUCUCCUGCUUCACCAUGGCUGUAGUCUGCUGUGUCUUGUCCUUUCGCAGUCGCAGAAACCGGCGGUCCCGAGAUUCUACCGUCGUCCCUUUCAUUUGACCUCCUUACCGCUUCUUCGUGUGAUUGCUUGAUUCUGCAUAUACAUUCCUCUGUUGCUCCAUUCUGCAAUUGUCUGUUGCUCUUUGUAUGAUCAGUCAAUAUAGAUUUAUGUUCAGCUUUGGAUUAUCAUCCUCCAAGCUUUAACCUGAUGGAUGGAGCGAUUAGUUUGUUAGUUAGUCCUCCAAACUUGAAUGACUAGAUAUGUUGAACAUCAAAGCUUGCUGAUAUAUGAUCUGUUAACGAAUCAGGGUUUGGUGGGUGUUCUAUGUAACUGACUCAUCUUUAACAAUUUGAGCAACUGACAUACUGCAGAGACUAAUCCCCAAUUUACCACCAUUCACUGUGAAUGGUGAUAAAUUGCAAGGGAUGGGGAGUAUCAUCUGCAUUCAAUGGCUGUUACCCAGAAUGGGAAAACAGUUUGGUAGAGAUUUAUGAGUGUUACCCAGCUCCAUCCCUACAAAUUCUAUACAAUCCAAGUGCUCCGUAAACUUCAAACGCAAAAAUGGGAUCAUGCACAUGUAAUGUCUUGUCCUGUUCGUUCAUAGAUUUCAGAGUUGUUGGGGUAGGAGUGGUACUGGUAUGUUCGUUAAAACUUUUCCCUUAGAGAGACAACAGAGAAGGGAGUACACGAACGGUUGUAUUAAAGUAUCGUGAGUCGUGACAUUAGAGCGGUAAAUAGAAUGACCAAUUAUAU